Exserohilum turcica Et28A is the source of this 1155-nucleotide messenger RNA. RefSeq lists its product as uncharacterized. Gene Ontology annotation, biological process: formaldehyde catabolic process. The transcript has 5 exons. Bases 1 to 1155 code for a protein of 384 amino acids. The record is from RefSeq and is a predicted model, not a curated record. NCBI's taxonomy places the organism in Eukaryota, Fungi, Ascomycota, Dothideomycetes, Pleosporales, Pleosporaceae. Gene Ontology annotation, cellular component: cytosol. Gene Ontology annotation, molecular function: S-(hydroxymethyl)glutathione dehydrogenase [NAD(P)+] activity; zinc ion binding.
AUGUCCGCAGACACCGUUGGAAAGACCAUCACCUGCAAGGCCGCUGUGGCCUGGGAAGCCGGCAAGGACCUCACCAUUGAGGAGAUCGAGGUCCUGCCGCCCCGCGCCCACGAAGUCCGCAUCCAGAUCUACUACACGGGUGUCUGCCACACUGAUGCCUACACACUCUCCGGCAAGGACCCCGAGGGCGCCUUCCCCAUUGUCCUUGGCCACGAGGGUGCCGGCUACGUCGAGUCGGUCGGUGAGGGCGUUACCAACGUAAAGCCCGGUGACCACGUCGUCGCGCUCUACACCCCAGAAUGCAAGGAAUGCAAGUUCUGCAAGUCGGGCAAGACCAACCUCUGCGGAAAGAUCCGUGCCACACAAGGAAAGGGUGUCAUGCCCGACGGCACUUCGCGCUUCAGGUGCAAGGGCAAGGACCUCCUCCACUUCAUGGGAACAUCCACCUUCUCCCAGUACACCGUUGUCGCCGACAUCUCCGUCGUUGCCAUUACCGAGGAUGCUCCCAUGGACCGGACCUGCCUGCUCGGCUGCGGUAUCACCACCGGUUACGGAGCUGCCGUCAUCACUGCCGGCCGUGGCGGUGUCGAGGCCGGAUCCAACGUUGCCAUCUUUGGCGCUGGCUGUGUCGGUCUGUCCGUCAUCCAGGGAGCUGCCAAGAACAAGGCUGGCAGGAUUAUUGUCGUUGAUGUCAACGACGCCAAAGAGGAGUGGGCAAAGAAGUUUGGUGCUACCGACUUUGUCAACCCCACCAAGCUCGGCAGCCAGAGCAUCCAGGAGAAGCUUAUUGACAUGACUGACGGCGGCUGCGACUACACCUUUGACUGCACAGGUAACGUCAGUGUGAUGCGUGCCGCGCUCGAAGCUUGCCACAAGGGUUGGGGCGAGUCCAUCAUCAUUGGUGUCGCCGCCGCUGGCCAAGAAAUUUCUACCCGUCCCUUCCAGCUCGUCACUGGCCGUGUAUGGAAAGGAUGCGCUUUCGGUGGUGUCAAGGGUCGCAGCCAGCUGCCCGGCCUUGUGUCCGACUACCUGAAGGGUGACCUCAAGGUCGACGAGUUCAUUACUCACCGACAGCCUCUUGACAAGAUCAACCAGGCCUUUGGUGACAUGAAGGCUGGCGACUGCAUCCGCUGCGUCGUCAACAUGCGCGAAUGA